Symbiodinium necroappetens is the source of this 1340-nucleotide messenger RNA. NCBI's taxonomy places the organism in Eukaryota, Dinophyceae, Suessiales, Symbiodiniaceae. The record is from the annotation of a GenBank genome assembly.
UCGUCGCCCGGGCCGAGGUCGAUUUCGUCCUCGAUCUGCCUGCGGCGGUGGACGAGGAAAUCGUGGUUGCCGACCAAGGCGAUAUAGAGGUGGAAACCCCUGGCUCUGUGGAAACCCCUGGCUCUGUUGAAACCCCUGGCUCUGGCGAAGACCAGAGCGCUCAGGCACCGGUGGAAGCGCCCGCCGAUACGCCGGUUGCGCAGACGCCUGCAACUCCGGAAGUGGUCGAGCCUGCAAUAAGCCCCGAACCGGCCGCGCCAGCGCAAUCUGUCCAGCCCGAAACCGCCGUUCCGACAUUGGUUGGGGUCGGCGAUGGUGAACGGGCGGCUACGGGCCUGGUCAUUAUCCGGCAGGGCGACAACCUUUGGACAAUCGCUCGCUGGGUCUAUGGGGAGGGCAUUCGCUAUACGCAGAUAUUCGAGGCCAACACCGACCAGAUUCGUAAUCCCGACCUCAUCUACCCCGGGCAGGUUUUCGAUCUGCCCGGCACCGAUGAAGUAAUCGGCGAAGUCGAUGAAGGGGCCACCGCAGCUAUGCAUGAAGACGAUAUUGCCGGAUUGAUGCGGGCCCUGGGGCAUCCUGUUCGGCUGCAGAUUUUGCGCAUCUUGGCGCAGCGCGCGGAAAACUGCUGCUGCAACGAUGUCACCGAUUGUCUUUCACUUGCCCAGAGCACCGUUUCCCAGCAUCUCAAGGUGCUGCUUGACGCUGGGGUAAUCGAACGUCGUGCAAAGGGGACACGUAACAACUACUGCGUGCGUACCGACCGGCUUGCCGCCUUCAACCGCGCCGUUAGUGACUAUGUUUCCGGCCUGGAUGUGUCGAGUCCGCACUGCGAACGCCAGACAGUCGAAGCGGCGCCAAGAUCAACCGUCAGCGCCGACGAAGGCGCCUUGUUUUCCACAGUGCGCAAUCUUUGGGGUUAUAUGUGGCCGGCUGAUCGGCCCGACCUGCGUAUGCGGGCCGUUCUCGCAAUCGGCGCCUUGCUGCUGGCAAAAGUGGCCAGCACGCUGGUGCCCUUUGCCUACAAAGGCAUCAUCGACUCGCUCGGCGUUUCCGGCCCGGACGCUGCGCUGUUGCUCGGGCUCUCCGUGCCCAUCAUCCUCGUUAUCGCCUAUGGCGUGGGCCAGAUCGUCGAUACCGGGUUCCAGCAAUUGCGCGAUAUCCUGUUUGCCUCGGUGGGCCAGAACGCUGUGCGCCAACUCGCCUAUCGCACGUUCACGCAUGUGCAUCGGCUAUCGCUCCGGUUUCAUCUGCAGCGCAAGACGGGCGGGCUGAGCCGCGUCAUUGAACGCGGCACGAAGGGCAUCGAGACCAUCGUCCGGUUCACCAUGCUCAACACG